AUGGAGAUGGCUUGGGCUUGCAGGGUGGCUAGUGGCAAGCAGCCGCAAGAUUGGGAGCUCGAAAUCGGUCCCCAUCGAUUCUCCUACCAAGAACUCAAGCAAGCCACCAAUGGGUUCAAGGAGAAAGUGCUUCUCGGGCAAGGCGGGUUCGGCAAAGUGUACCGGGGGACCUUGUCGAGUUCCAAGAUCCAGGUUGCGGUGAAGCGGGUCUUGCACGAGUCAAACCAGGGCCUCCGGAAAUUCUUGUCGGAGAUCGCAAGCAUUGGGCGGCUCCGCCACCAGAAUUUGGUCCAGCUCCAGGGCUGGUGUCGGAAGAGAGGCGAUCUUCUGCUGGUGUACGAGUACAUGGCGAAUGGGAGCUUGGACAGGUUCCUGUUCGACGAGCCUAAGGUUGCUCUGUUCUCGAAACAAAAGUUUCGGGUAGUGACGGACAUAAUUAUUGGUUAA
Messenger RNA from Rhodamnia argentea, 447 nucleotides. Its product is annotated as L-type lectin-domain containing receptor kinase S.4-like. The record is from RefSeq and is a predicted model, not a curated record. Gene Ontology annotation, biological process: protein phosphorylation. The transcript is spliced from 2 exons. Gene Ontology annotation, cellular component: plasma membrane. Gene Ontology annotation, molecular function: ATP binding; protein tyrosine kinase activity. The coding region runs from base 1 to 447 and encodes 148 amino acids. Lineage: Eukaryota; Viridiplantae; Streptophyta; Magnoliopsida; Myrtales; Myrtaceae.